Molecule: messenger RNA, 2232 nt
Organism: Pocillopora meandrina
Lineage: Eukaryota; Metazoa; Cnidaria; Anthozoa; Scleractinia; Pocilloporidae
Source: the annotation of a GenBank genome assembly
AUGGGAAGUAAGAAGAGAAGAACCCCUCGGAGAUCGCUUGCAUUUUCGCAGAAGAAACGAUUCCCUGUAGCUGAACUAGCUAGAGAAAGGGCUACCCUUCGAAAAGAGUAUCUGUCAAAGAGUAAAGAGCUCUCUGCUCUGAGAAAAAAGUUAGAGCGCCUACAAAAAAAUGGCGAGAAAAUACGAGAAUGUGUGGAUCAGCUUGAGCUUGAGGUGACCCCGCCAACUCAAAGCCGUGCGACAGCAUUUGAAAUCUUGCAAAACACUUCUACAAGUAGGAAAAAAAGCCCAACUGAACUCACUGGAGAGGGUAAAUUAAAUUUACCGAGACGAAGUGCCCACAGAAGGCAAUUAGAGACCCUGAUUGCUGCUUCAGAGGUGAACGGAGGUUCCGUGGAAGAUAGAACUCCUGCUCUUGAUGGAAUGUUUUCCACUGUUCUCAAAUAUGGCAAAAUGGCUGAUAUUUCUAAAUAUUUCGAUUCUUCUAAAAAGCUUAAAAGGGCAGCUGCGAUGAAAAUAAAUGCUCAAGCGAAGGAGUACGAGGAAAGCAAUGAAAAUUUAAUCCGUUCCUUAUCUCUACUGUAUGCAGGGGGGAUCAUUGGAAAAGUAAAAUACCAGCAGGGGAGAUCAGCAAUGGUUAUGAGACAUACUGGGAAAAGAACCAUGAAAGGUUAUCUUUCAAGGGAGAGAAUCAAAUUUGGCUUUGGAGUUCCCAUUCCAAGGCCACUUGCUUACAGUGCUCUCAUGCACAAAAUUGAAGAAAUCAAUGUUGGAGAGACCUUGUCAGUGAGAGAAACACUGUGCACUACCUUACCCAGGGAUCAACGAGUUGAUGGGGUCUACAGAGACUUAGAGACAAUGCUAAUUAUGCUUAGUCAAUUUUACUUUGAAACAAAUGAAUUUAGAAAGGACAAUGACAAACUUAAUUGGUUUGGUCACAAAGAAGGAUCCUUUAAAGUGGCAAUUGGGGGGGAUGGAGCACCCUUUGGGAAGUGGGAUGACUCAAUGUCCUGGUUGGUGAGUUUCUUAAAUGUUGGGCCAAGAGUGGCUAGCCCAAAUGACAAUUUUCUUUUAUUUGGUGCCAACUGCAAAGAAGACCACCCAUGUGUAGAGCAAUUUACUCUGCAAUUAACCUCCAAGAUUGAAGCAAUUGAGAAGAAAACAUAUACAGUGUCAGAGAAGCAAGUAACCUUCACUUUUGAACUGGUUCCCUCAGACAUGAAAUUUCUGGCUUUCCUUAAUGGGGAACUUAACAAUGCUGCCACUUAUUUUUCCAGCUUUGCAAAUGUAUCAAGAGAGGACUGUGUUACACUGAAUGGAAAAUUUGGGCUAAUGAAUGAUUGCAAGUGGAAACCAUGGCCAUACAAAGAUAGAUUAAACAUUGCCAAACAGGUAGAAAGUUUUAAGGCAAAGCUUCCCUCCAGCCUUGCAGCCUCAACAAAAAGAACAAAAAUCACCAAAUUUAUUGCCAGUAAUAAAUCAAGGCAGGAAUUUCAGCCACUGAUUGGAAAGUUGUGUGAUAAAGAGGUUGUAGAGCCCCUUCACCUUAAAAACAAUGGGGUACAGCAUUUACACACAAUGCUAUUAAACCUAGCAAUUUCUUCAAGUAACCUCCCACGGAAGAUCUCCAGCCUAUCAGACCUAUCCCCAGCAUGUGCAAUGUCAAGGUACAUGAAGGCACUAGAGUGUGAUGUAAAAGCUGGACGUUUGAAAAAGCAGCUAGGAAAGUGGAUGCUGGAAGAUAGGUCUAAGGACAAAGACUUUUCUUACAGACUGACUGGAAAGGACUCAAGACUUAUUUUGCAUGGGUUUAUGUACCUUGUGAAUGCCAUCAGGGGGGAUUCAGAUGAUCCCAAAUUGCUUAUGAAACUUUUGUUCAUUGUUUUCAUUGCAAUGAAGCUCAGAGAUUGUGCCUCCAUUUUUUCAAUGUACCACAUUACUCAGCCAGCCAUUGAUGAACUCAAGGUCUUAGCUCGGGAUUACUUCACAGCAGUCACACUCUUCACAGGCACUGUAUCAGGGACAGUUUGGAGCAUUGGACAUUUGGUCCCAGUUCACACCCAGUGGGUAUUUGAGAAAUAUGAAACUGGAUUAGGAGUGAACACCAUGCAAGGGAGGGAAGCCAAGCAUGUUCAAAUUGCCAGCUAUGCAAGAAACAGCCUUUAUAAAGACCGCUGGAAUCAGGUAUUCAGGCAUGAUUACAUCAGUAAACUUUGGCUCCCUCUCCGCUAG